CCCACUCCGCUUCAUAAAUUUCAUUUAAUUUCCCCGCUUCCUCUCUUUUUCCUCCACUGCGGCCGCCAUCGUCGCCGCUUCCCGGAGAUAAUCACCGAUUAAAGGAGGAGAACAAGUCUACGAUCACGAAAAUGGCGCUGGCCUUCGAUGAGUAUGGCCGCCCCUUCAUAAUAAUGAAGGAGCAAGAUCAGAAGACGAGGCUUCGUGGCCUCGACGCCCAGAAAUCCAACAUCGCCGCUGGCGUCGCCGUAUCUCGAAUCCUACGCACUUCUCUUGGCCCUAAGGGCAUGGACAAGAUGAUGCAGAGCCCCGACGGCGAUCUCAUCAUCACGAACGAUGGGGCAACAAUCUUGGAACAGAUGGAUGUGGACAAUCAGAUUGCAAAGCUGAUGGUGGAGCUAUCCCGAAGUCAAGAUUAUGAAAUUGGCGAUGGCACAACUGGUGUUGUCGUUCUUGCUGGCUCACUUUUAGAGCAGGCAGAGAAGCUUUUAGAACGCGGCAUUCAUCCUAUUAGGAUUGCUGAAGGCUAUGAGCUGGCAUCCAGGAUAGUCGUUGAUCAUCUUGAGGGUAUUUCGCAAAAGUUUGAGUUCAGUGUUAACAAUAUGGAGUCCUUAGUGAAGACCUGCAUGACAACAUUGUCAUCCAAAAUUGUUAACCGUUGCAAGCGCAGUCUAGCUGAGAUUGCUGUUAAAGCAGUUCUAGCUGUUGCAGAUUUAGAGAGGAAAGAUGUUAAUUUGGAUUUGAUUAAGGUAGAAGGGAAGGUAGGAGGGAAAUUGGAAGAUACCGAGCUCGUUCAUGGAAUUAUUGUCGACAAGGAUAUGAGCCACCCACAGAUGCCAAAACGGAUUGAAAAUGCUAAAAUUGCUAUAUUGACUUGCCCAUUCGAGCCACCGAAGCCCAAGACAAAACAUAAGGUUGACAUUGACACUGUGGAGAAGUUCCAGACCUUGCGCCAUCAGGAGCAGAAAUAUUUUGAUGACAUGGUUCAGAAAUGCAAGGAUGUUGGUGCAACCCUAGUUAUUUGUCAAUGGGGUUUUGAUGAUGAAGCUAAUCAUUUGUUGAUGCAUCGUAAUUUGCCCGCUGUUAGGUGGGUUGGUGGUGUUGAAUUGGAAUUGAUUGCUAUUGCCACAGGUGGACGUAUCGUUCCAAGAUUUCAAGAACUUACACCUGAAAAACUUGGAAAGGCUGGUCUGGUUAGAGAAAAAUCUUUUGGAACUACAAAAGAUAGAAUGCUGUAUAUCGAGCAAUGCGCAAAUUCAAGGGCUGUAACAAUAUUUAUUCGUGGUGGUAACAAAAUGUUGAUAGAGGAAACUAAGAGAAGCAUCCAUGAUGCAUUGUGUGUAGCAAGGAAUUUGAUCCGCAACAAUUCUAUUGUUUAUGGUGGGGGUUCAGCUGAGAUCUCUUCUUCAAUUGCUGUGGAAGCCGCUGCGGAUAAGUACCCUGGAGUUGAGCAGUAUGCUAUCAGGUCCUUUGCUGAUGCUUUAGAUGCCAUUCCGAUGGCCUUGGCAGAAAACAGUGGCCUGCAACCUAUUGAUUCUUUAACUGCUGUCAAAGCUCAGCAAAUCAAGGAUAAAAAUCCAUACUGUGGCAUUGAUUGCAAUGAUGUCGGGACCAAUGACAUGAAAGAGCAGAAUGUAUUCGAGACAUUGAUUGGAAAGCAGCAGCAGAUAUUACUGGCAACACAGGUUGUUAAAAUGAUCUUGAAGAUCGAUGAUGUCAUCAGCCCAUCUGAGUACUGAUCAAUUUUUGUGAGUUUGUUGUGUGUUUUUAUGUUUGAAGAAGCCUCUGCAUUAGGAUUUACAGAAAAAGUGUUGUGCCAUUGUUUCUAUGCUUAAUUGUGGUAUUACGCUGUCAGUUUCUUUUAUUUUUCUUCUGUUCUCUUGCUCUUUCUUUCUUAGUUUUGUGGAUGUUAUGAAAACUUACAAAGUUAGAGCCUAGUUUUGUAACUUCUGUUGAAUUUUGUUCGCCUAUUCUGAUUUCAGCUCGUGACAACUUCA
Molecule: messenger RNA, 1997 nt
Organism: Asparagus officinalis (garden asparagus)
Lineage: Eukaryota; Viridiplantae; Streptophyta; Magnoliopsida; Asparagales; Asparagaceae
Product: T-complex protein 1 subunit epsilon-like
Exons: 9
Coding region: 132-1739 (535 amino acids)
Biological process (GO): protein folding
Cellular component (GO): chaperonin-containing T-complex
Molecular function (GO): ATP-dependent protein folding chaperone; ATP binding; ATP hydrolysis activity
Source: RefSeq, a predicted model, not a curated record